UUCAUUGCCAUCGCCUCCUGUCGCCGCGUGUAUGUGUGGAGUCAAGCACACGUCUGCAACUUAGCACCGAGGUUGCCGUGGUUCGUAGGCUGUUGUAUUUUCAUAGUGAUGAGCAUUGCAACACGCGUGCCAAUGGAGGGCGGCGGCGACGAUGGACGUGCGAAGUUGACGACGACCGAGAAGACGGCCGUGGCGGCGGCCGUGACAGCCGUGCUCUUUCAUUGUCAGCAGGAGAGGGCAUUGGACAAAAUGAGAGCGCAGAUCCGUGCACGGAGGAGGAAGAUGCUUCAUCAAGUCCCGGUCAAAGGGCUGGAUACCGUGCCCAUCACCAAGGCUGUACUUCAGGUUUGUUGCGCCAUGGGUUGCAGUGUUCUUCAACGAGCGACGCCAGCCGCUGCAAUGCUGGACUUCACAGAUGACGAUCGUCCAAUUGCGAGAAGCAAAAGACUGCGACGACAACGAUCCACGAGUGCAGGCUUCGAAGUGCCUGACGAAAUUCAAGAUGGCGACGUCAACUCCCGCGAUGGCGAUGGUGAUGGCGACACCGACGAUGGCCAAAGGAUGUUAAAGGCGAUGGCAGUUGUGGGAGAUGACGAUGGUGAUGACGAUGCGGGAUAGACGACGAUGACGAGUGCAAAUGGACAGGGUGGAUGGAGCGGAAGCGAUGACACACGUGCGUUGAGGAGUACACACACGACGAAGAUGACGGUGGUCAUCUCGUGGAGGCGAGACGGCAAGAUCCAAUAA
Molecule: messenger RNA, 747 nt
Organism: Chara braunii
Lineage: Eukaryota; Viridiplantae; Streptophyta; Charophyceae; Charales; Characeae
Source: the annotation of a GenBank genome assembly